This is a messenger RNA of Glarea lozoyensis ATCC 20868, 2124 nucleotides long. Its product is annotated as C2H2 and C2HC zinc finger. The record is from RefSeq and is a predicted model, not a curated record. Gene Ontology annotation, biological process: regulation of transcription by RNA polymerase II. Lineage: Eukaryota; Fungi; Ascomycota; Leotiomycetes; Helotiales; Helotiaceae. The transcript has a single exon. The coding region runs from base 1 to 2124 and encodes 707 amino acids. Gene Ontology annotation, molecular function: RNA polymerase II cis-regulatory region sequence-specific DNA binding; DNA-binding transcription factor activity, RNA polymerase II-specific.
AUGGCUUCGCAAGAUUUGCCUAGUUCAGGAAAUCCAGCCGUCGGCGCGAGUUCAUCAGAACCAUCUACCUACCCGUCGACGGCAAACUUUCCCCAAUCCGAUUGCACCACACCCAAUGCGAGAUCUCUCAAACGGAGUCGUCCAGAACAACCUCAGAGCCUCGGCUUGACGCCCAUAACAAACGCAUCACUUACCACGUCCCCAUCGCCGAAGUCCCCACGCUUCAAAGGCACAUUUUCACCCAGCUACUCGCCCAUGCCGCUCACGGGCGCCGCAGCGUAUGCGGAUCAGCAAAGGAGAAAUGACGAGACGCAAAGACGAGAAGAUAUAAGGACAUUGAGACAGCAAAUAAGCGAAAAUCCAUCUCACAAGGCGCUGUCUUCGCUGAUGGCUGGUGGGGGUGCGGUGAUGAGCAAACCGGGUGAUGCGCCAGUCGCCACGAUGACUAUGAGCGAAGGCUUGUCAACAGCCGCGAAUGCUAUUUCAAUACCCCCACCCAGUCCAAUGCAGUUUGAUCAUACAUCCGAGACCAGCCCUGCGAGUAUUACGAGCUUAGCAAGCCUAGGCAAUACAGCACCGACUGCUACCGCUGGGUCAACCGUUGUCGCAAGUCCGGGCUCGAUGACAGGUGUGGUCGAAGCAGAUAAUAGGGAAUUGAGAGGCAACGAUGGCUCUCAUUUGCAACCGCCCCAUGACGAAGCACCUUCGAAUCGUGCAUUGUCUUUUCCUGGUCAUCUUCUCGCUCGGGCAGACAACCCACGAAAUCCCCAACGAGGUGUGAGUCUUCCAAUGCCAGGGCAAGGACAAGCAAUCGCACCUCGACCACCUUCUCAAAAGAAACACAAAUGUCCAUACUGCGAUACAGACUUUACCCGUCAUCAUAAUCUCAAAAGUCAUCUAUUGACUCACAGCCAGGAGAAGCCGUAUGUUUGCCAGCAUUGUAAUAUGAGGUUCAGGAGACUACAUGAUUUGAAGCGACAUAUGAAACUGCACACAGGAGAACGUCCACAUAUUUGCCCCAAAUGUGACCGAAAAUUCGCCCGAGGAGAUGCUUUGGCGCGCCAUAGCAAAGGCCAAGGUGGCUGCGCUGGGCGAAGGGCCAGUAUGGGGAGUUUUGGCGAUAAUGAUGAAGUCGAUGAAUCCAACAGGGGAGACGCUGAAGAGGGCAUGGAUGGUGUCAUGUACUCGAAUGGAACGUCUCAUCCGAAUGAAAGUGAGAUGACAGAAGAAGAUCGUCGUCGAUUCAGCCUUCCCAGUAUUAAGGCGCAGCAUGUCAGAAGCAACCAUGGAAGUGGUGAUAGUACUCUUUCUGCUCAGCGAACCCCAAGUACAUACCCUCCUGCUGGCCCACGGCCUGCCCAGAACGCAGGAGGACUUUAUCCACCAAAUAGCGAUCGUAUGGCUUCCACCAGCUCAACGACAUCAAGCAUUCAGAGUAGUGCGGGUGGUAAUCGUACCCCUGGCGCAAGUUUGUCUUCUCUACCUCUCAAUACCACAGGCCCUUCUAUGUUCUCACAAAGCGGGAUGACUGAGAGCCCAAAGCCAUUGAGCCCUGGAGGUAUGCUCGCCCAUCAGCUUGGAGCCGACCAGUCCGGUCGACAAAGAUCUCCAAGUCUGACCACACAAUUUCAACAACAGCACUUUGGCCGACAUAACUCGGGUCGGUCACCACCACCGGGAGUCCACUCUCCGAGGAGCUCACACAACACCAAGCUACCCGGGAUGUCAUCGCUUGCUCCACCGGAGGGAAGAUAUACGCUCCCUAGCCAGACUGCAAGUCAGAUGAAUGCAACCAACGGCACUCAUGGCCAACCAAUACAGGCCACAUCAGGGCAGCCAACGAGUUCAAGCGGUAUGUUUCAACAACCGCACAGCGUUGCCCCAAGCCGCGGAAUAGCAAGCAAUAUUGUAAACCAACCCGCAGGCAAUGACGCUAAUGUUUUCCUUGUCAUCGAACAAAUGGAGGCCAAAAUGAAACAAAUGGAAGAGCAAAUCGUUUCGAUGGAAAAACAUAAUCGCAAUCAGGAAGAAAAAAUCAACCAGCUCGCGGAUGAGAAUCAGUUUCUGCGAAAUCAACUUAACGGUCACAACGGCCAGGCUCAUCACCAGCCUCUACAGUCAUGA